GACAAAACAACCCAGCAAAAUCCACAACGUCGACCCAGCAUCUACCUGCUGUCUGCUUCAUACGGCUCUUUAUCGCAUGCUACAGCUGCGCCUGCAGUUUCUGCCGACAGAUCAGCUUUCAGCGUUUCUGAGACACCGGUCUCAACAAAGACGAUAAGAUGGUUGCGCCAGCUGUGCCUGAACUCACGGAGGAGAUCCUUCACGAAUCUAUCGAUGCUCGAACAGAGGUCUUGGCUGCGCUACGAGAAUUAGGUCCCCCAGAUCUGGUCCAGCUGAUCAAGCAAGCUCCAAGGAAUCCAGGGAAGCAGAUUGGAGUCUAUCACCAUGUCACAGGAGUCGAUGCUUCAUCUUCUGCAAGCUUGGCAGCAUACAUCAAUACCCUUACCUACAAAGAAAACCACCAAUCAAGCUCGAAAAUCGUCGAGGGCGUGUACUGCUGCUACAAUGCCUUCUCCAGACUCGAUAUGCGCGUACACGUUACAAUUCCUGGAAGCGUCGACAGCUACUGCAUAGAUGAGAGAGGGGAGAAGAGAGUUGCAUCCGAUGAGUUAUGGUUGGAAACGUAUCUUUGCAGUGUGCUUCGAGCAUACUCGUAUGCGGAUGAUGGAAGUGGAGACACAAUCAGGAAGAUAAUGGGUGUUCGAAGAUUCAAUCCAGUCACAAAUACGGAGACAGAACACAGAUUUCUACAAGCCGCGGAGCAACUGUUUUUCAGAGGUUGGCAAUUGGGAUCUGACUCCGUUGUGCAAGUGCCCAACAACGUCUCGAACCACCUCACAACCGGUCUCCUCAAAUAUUUCCAUACCACUGGGCGAUUCGCUUCUGGCAUAAACCUAUUCGAGAAGCUGCGGACGAAAAAUGUUGAAGUCUCCUCACUGCUGGCAAAGGUCUUAUUCAUGGGCAACGAGGAGGUCCAAGCAGUCCGAGUUCUGCACGAAUCUGUCAAGCAAUCGCCAAUGGACUACGUAAUGCUGGAUACACAAGCAGAGUUCUUGAUGAAGAAGGCGUUGAACCCCAAUCAGGAAGAGCUUAAGCAGGAGAGAUUACGAAUGGCUCUUGGUUGCGCAGACCGGAGCACAGUUGCUGCUCCAAGCGAAUUUGGCACAUGGGCGAGACUUGCAGAGGUAUAUGUUGCUAUGGAGGACUGGGAGAAUGCGUUGACAACCUUGAACUCCUGUCCGAUGUUUACAUACCAGGACAAAGAUGCUCCAAUCAUGCCAGACCCCAAGGAAAUUUACCUGCCAACUCUACCAGAGACUCGGUUAGACGAAAUCGACAGCGAACCAGAGUCGAAAUACUCCGAGCAAGUCCACCCGAGCUUGCUGAGCUUACGGGCUGCUCAGUACAAAGGGACAUUCAAACAUGCUUACAGUAUUUUGACAGAGAUGACAGCGAAGAUUGGUUGGGAUCAGCUGCUGAAGAUCCGAAGUAACGUGUUUGUGAUGGAGGAAGAAUACCGCAGCGAGAAGCAGCCACCCGCCGGCCAACAAGGUGACUCAACCAAGCGUAGCGCAAGCACCGAUGUACUGAGAGGAAGUCCAGGUCCUCCCAUCAACGGCGACGAGCACACAGAUGACGAGAAGAGCACAAAUGGAGACUCGACUGCUGCCACACUAGUUGCUGAGAACGGUGUUAAGGGCUCGACAGCUGACCAAGCAGUUGAGAAACCUUCGCAUACAGUCACACCAGAGGAAGCGAAGAGUGGAAAUGAAGACUCCGAGGCAACCGAAGAGCAACUCUCCCGCUUCAACAACAAACGCCUUUGCGAACGCUGGCUCGACAGCCUCUUCAUGGUCCUCUAUGAAGACCUCCGCAUUUACACCAUAUGGCGCACGGAGAUGGCCCAGUACCGCGCCCAACAAAUGCAAUACAAAAAGUCCGCAGAAGAAUGGGAGAUCCUCGGCUCCCUUGCCGACCGCCUGCACCACCAAGCCGAAGCCGUCGAAGCCUAUCGCGCCUGCCUAUCCAUCCGCUUCUCACCAAAAGCCCUGACGGGCAUUCUCGCGGAAUUCGAGAGGGAGAAGCAGACGCGAGAGACGGUCGCGAGCGUCAUUCGUCUCGUGACGUGGCAGUAUAGGUGGUACUCGGAGUUCAGCCCCGAGCUGCUGUAUACGAUCCGCACGCUGAUUGAGGAUGAAGGCGCCCUGAAGGUUAGGAGUAUCAUUCAGGCGACGAGCCUGCCGCAGAAUGUACUGGAGUUGACGCACCAUUAUGCAGCGCUGUGCGCGGCAUUUAGGAGCAGUGGGACUGAGGGGUGAUUGUUUGCAGAGAAUCGAGAACAAAGGGUUGAGAAGCCGCAAAUAAUCGACAAAUGGCAACUGAGAAUGAGGAGCUGAGUUGGUGGGUUCUAGCUUAGGUGGUGAAUAUUGGGAGGUGACUUGCUAUGUUGGCGACAUGAAUUCGAAAUCAGCGAGCUGAGUGUGGAUCGAUCUUCAACAAUUCAAUUGGUGGGUCGGAGGUGGGUGUAUUAUAGACGGGCAGCUUUGCUAAAAGAAUCCUAUCUGCUU
Molecule: messenger RNA, 2507 nt
Organism: Hyaloscypha bicolor E
Lineage: Eukaryota; Fungi; Ascomycota; Leotiomycetes; Helotiales; Hyaloscyphaceae
Product: chaps-domain-containing protein
Exons: 6
Coding region: 159-2258 (699 amino acids)
Biological process (GO): Golgi to plasma membrane transport
Cellular component (GO): exomer complex
Molecular function (GO): protein binding
Source: RefSeq, a predicted model, not a curated record